Molecule: messenger RNA, 138 nt
Organism: Staurois parvus
Lineage: Eukaryota; Metazoa; Chordata; Amphibia; Anura; Ranidae
Source: the annotation of a GenBank genome assembly
AUGGAAUCCAGCCCGAUGGGGUCGUUAGUAAGGAUAACACUGCUCCAUCAGAUUCAUCCUUUGGAACGUUCUUCAAUCAGACUGGUUCAGGCAAACAUGUUCCACGGGCAAUAUUUGUUGACCUCGAACCAACUGUAA